Molecule: messenger RNA, 3034 nt
Organism: Archocentrus centrarchus (flier cichlid)
Lineage: Eukaryota; Metazoa; Chordata; Actinopteri; Cichliformes; Cichlidae
Gene: lhx6a
Product: LIM homeobox 6a
Exons: 9
Coding region: 337-1464 (375 amino acids)
Biological process (GO): neuron differentiation; forebrain neuron development; regulation of transcription by RNA polymerase II
Cellular component (GO): nucleus
Molecular function (GO): DNA-binding transcription factor activity, RNA polymerase II-specific; RNA polymerase II transcription regulatory region sequence-specific DNA binding
Source: RefSeq, a predicted model, not a curated record
AAAAAAAAAAAAAAAAGGAGAAAGAGAGAGAGAGAGAGAGAGAGAGAGAGAGAGAGACGGGGAGACGCAAGAAAUCUUUCUGAUCUGAAAAAGGCUCUCUGAGGAGCUGCAAGCAAACUCCUCGUCGCUGCGUAGCUGCACCACUGCUGUGUCAGAUCUUGGUUGCGUUUUAAAGAGAGAAUCAUUUACAAGCAACACUGUGCGCUGCAGUUCAUGCAUGGUACGGAUACAACUUCCCCCGAUUUUUUUUUUUUUUUUUACGCCCAUCGCCGACUCUUAUACUGAUUCCAGGCACCGAGUUUGGAAACACUGUACGCUGUGAGACUCCAGGGGUUCAUGUACUGGAAAAAUGAAGUUCUGUCCCCUCUUUCAGAGGGAAAUAAAAUUCUGUCCGAAGGAAUUCCAACAAAGCAGGUGAUCUCUACCGAGCAUCAGAGCACGCCGGGAGCCUCGCGCUGCAGUGUGGACUCAAAACACACACCAAUGUCUCACUCGGACGGAGAAUCCCAGCGGUCCAACAUGGAGCGGGAGGACACCCGCUCUUCUCCCAGCACUCCGUCUACCCCCUCCGUGUGCUCGCCGACCUCCACGACCAGCUCGGUGCCGUCCACUGGGAAGAACCUGUGCGCCAGCUGCGGUCUGGAGAUCCUGGAUAGAUACUUGCUGAAGGUGAACAACUUGAUUUGGCACGUGCGCUGUCUGGAGUGCUCGGUGUGCAGGACGUCACUACGUCAGCACAGCAGCUGCUACAUCAAAAACAAAGAGAUCUUCUGUAAAAUGGAUUAUUUCAGUAGGUUUGGUACUAAGUGUGCCCGCUGUGGGCGGCAGAUAUACGCCAGUGACUGGGUGCGGCGUGCAAGGGGAAACGCAUACCACUUGGCAUGUUUUGCCUGCUACUCGUGUAAGAGGCAGCUCUCCACAGGGGAGGAGUUUGGUUUGGUGGAGGAGAAGGUCUUGUGUAGAAUCCACUACGACACCAUGGUGGAGAACCUCAAACGAGCAGCCGAGAGUGGCAAUGGCAUUACAUUAGAGGGAGCAGUUCCAACAGAACAAGACAGUCAACCCAAACCAGCCAAAAGAGCACGGACAUCUUUCACUGCAGAACAGCUACAGAUCAUGCAGGCACAGUUUGCUCAGGACAACAAUCCAGAUGCCCAGACGCUACAGAAACUAGCUGAUAUGACAGGCCUAAGCAGAAGAGUUAUACAGGUGUGGUUUCAAAACUGCAGAGCAAGACAUAAAAAGCACACGCCCCAGCACAGCGGGGCUCCUCAAGGUCAUCCUCAGUCCAGGAUACCCUCAUCUCUGCCCGAUGAGCUGCAUUACUCUCCGUUUGGCAGUCCCGAGCGAGCGCGCAUGGUGGCCCUUCAUGGGUACAUUGACAGUCAUCCCUUCUCUGUCCUGACCUCUCAGAGUCUCCCUCAUCAGGCCAUGUCGCUGCCCCAGCUCCCCCUCAGUCGCUAGUUCUCCACCAUGACCCUUAUCACCCCUGACCUCAUGAUCUCAACCCCCAGUCUCAUAUCAGUGAUGUCUCCUGACCCAACUCGAAGGUCAUCCAUGAGUCAGCUUGGAGAACAGACAAAUAUUACAGGAGCACGGUCCACUGAAACCAGAAAAAAGAAACGGAUUAAAGAGAUAAAGCUAAAAUUCAUCUGUCAUUAAGUUCAUUUCUGGGGAUAGGCCUGCCAAAAAUGACUUUGAUGAGUUUAUCAUUAAACUCACAGACUAUAUUUCACACCGCCUAACGGACCCUUUUGCUUCACGUGUACAGCAUCCUCCGCUCUACUCGGCCACCUUCUAACAUGGAGGUGAAGGGAGCUUUAAAGGGAUGAAACUGAGCAAGGAAGCUUCUGGAAGUGCUGUCAAAACAUGAAGAUAAAUUUAAAGGGGAACUAUCUUUGUGGUCCAAAGGCCACAGUAGACCACAUUAGAGGUAAGGCUCCUGCCUCUUUUUUCUAUAAGCAACCAUGAAGGAAUCUAAACAUAACUGAAUUCUUUGAUUGAUUAAAUAUUUUUUAUUUUGGAAUGACAUAUUGACUUUAUGACGUCUCAAAAAAACCAGAAACUUCCCACUUCCCUUUCCACCAAACUAAGUUGUAGAAUUAGAGACAGAAAAUAUUACGUGCCUUAUCUUUUCCAAAGUGAUAUUUCUCAGUAAACAUUUAAUUGUUAUCACGUAGGACAAAUUAUGAGGCUAUUAAACCGUCAAUUGGCAGAAAAUCACAAACUAUUUAACAGACUCUGUUAUAGCAUUUUGUCUGUUUAUGAUUAAACAAAGGACAACACUGGAGCUUUUACAUCAAUAAAAGGACGGCUUUAACACCAAGAGCAGGAGUUCAAAGAUUUUAAACUGCCACAAUCUUGUUUAAAGAGGGAAGUCUGAGAUGACCAUACAAGUCAAACUUCAUAUUCAUACAAAAUCCGACCACAUUUUCAGAUUUUCAAACAGGUGUAUUGUUACUAAUUUAUAAUUUAUAAGGUUGCUUGUUCAGCCUCUGUGUGUGCUUUCUACACGAGGAGGCUAUAUUGUAUUGGUACAAUAUGGACAGUAUAAAAACAACUGGGUUUGUACAUAGUCAGAUGUUUGUGAGUGUGUGCUCCUGUGUGUGUGUGCGUGUGUGUGAGUAUUGGCAGGGGUAGAGAGUGUGCAUUUGUAUUUUAGUGCCAUGGCCAUAGUGUGAAGAACAGGAUCCGACAAGACCUCAAUGUCCUUGUAUUUAUUGAGAUGGUAAAUCCCUGUAAAGCACUUUCCCCCCCUCUGAAAUGUUCUUUUUUUUUUGGUUUUGUUUUGUUUAAAAAAAAAAAAAAAACAUGAAACAAAAAGUUUAUCUGAUAGACUGUGCAUCAUAAAUGUUUUGUGUAAUAAAAUGCAAUAAAAUAGAAUGUGAUAUUUUUUGUGGUUUUGGAUCAAUUCUGAGGAUAAAUUAGUGGAGCAAUUAUUCACGUUUAGUUUUCCAAAACAUGUCAGAUGCAAAGCACAGAAAAGAGUGUAAGACGAUUAAAUCGGGCUCAAAUGGGAUGAAGUUUCAAAUGG